AUGUGGGUGAGACGCUCACGGUUAGCUCUCGCGCACGGGCAGAGCUUGUUCGAGGGAGCCGAAGCUGUCAACAACGUCCCCAACCUUGAAGCGACUGCGAAACCCGGUGGAGGACGAAGAUCACCCAGCAACGUCCAAAUCCGUGUGUGUGAGACGGGCCGUUACGCUGAGAAGGUCUGCGGUUGUGGGGAGAUGGUGUUUGGCAGCACUCCGGCCCUUAAAUCGACCAUAAGCUUCGUUAUCGUCGACACACCGGGCAGCAGCACCUUGUGCUUGCUGGUUUUUGGAGAUGACGGAAACCGGCCGUCGAGCCACUUUGUGCGCGCGUCCAUUCCCUCGAUGCAAACUGGCAGCCCAGAAUGGAUGACAUCGCAUCGCGUCGGUCAGCAGGGCGCACUGACCCCCGGGGCGUUACCCAUCGCAAAGCAGCCCGUUGUUGCCCAGGCCGUUUCGAGAAAUAAGGCCGACGGUUUCUCUUGGGGUCUCGAAUGA
Messenger RNA from Chaetomium globosum CBS 148.51, 492 nucleotides. RefSeq lists its product as uncharacterized. Lineage: Eukaryota; Fungi; Ascomycota; Sordariomycetes; Sordariales; Chaetomiaceae. The record is from RefSeq and is a predicted model, not a curated record. The coding region runs from base 1 to 492 and encodes 163 amino acids. The transcript is spliced from 4 exons.